Molecule: messenger RNA, 1655 nt
Organism: Lactuca saligna
Lineage: Eukaryota; Viridiplantae; Streptophyta; Magnoliopsida; Asterales; Asteraceae
Source: the annotation of a GenBank genome assembly
AAACAGUGUUUAGGAUUAAGAUGUUAACGUCUUAACUCUUAACAACACCAUUUAUAUAUAGAUAUUGUUUUUCCUUCCGAUUUAAAGUAAUGAAUUCAGAUAACUUAAAAAUCAUAUUAAAUUUCAAACUUGUUACUUUCAACACCCAAGGUAUGCUUCUUUUUAUCGCCAUCUCUUUCUAACUCUUUGUCCAACUCAUUUCUCUCUCUCUCUCUCUCUCUCUCUCUCUCUCUCUCUCUCUCUCCUCUGCAAAAACUAGCAAAGGUGUGUGCUUGCCCCACCCCCAACUAGUUCACAACAUGGAAUGCUGCCAGCAAAAGCUUCAUCUUUCCACUAAAUUUUGCUUCAUGUAGAUGAUGAGAAAGGAAUGAAACGACUUGUACUUCAUGCUUCAAGAGUUGUAAUCUUCUUGAGAUCUUGAAAGUGAAAAGAGUAUACUUUUUUUCACAGAUUUACAAUGCCAGUUCCUCUAGCUCCAUAUCCAACUCCUCCUGCGCCACUUACAACUCCUACCGUUGGAUCUCAAAGCCAGCUAGUGUGUUCUGGAUGUCGAAAUCUUCUCCUUUAUCCUGUUGGAGCAACUUCAGUAUGCUGUGCAGUUUGCAAUGCAGUCACCUCUGUUCCUCCUCCUGGCACUGAAAUGGCUCAGUUGGUUUGUGGAGGCUGCCAUACAUUGCUCAUGUACAUCCGUGGUGCGACAAGUGUACAGUGUUCUUGCUGUCACACCAUCAAUUUAGCCUUAGAAGCAAAUCAAGUGGCACAUGUCAAUUGUGGAAACUGUAGGAUGCUUUUGAUGUAUCAAUAUGGAGCACGUUCAGUGAAAUGUGCAGUUUGUCAAUUUAUUACGUCUGUUGGGGCGUCAACGAGUGCUACAGAACAGAAGUUCAAUGUGUAACACUUGAAAUUUCUUAUUAAAUGGUGACCCAAGAAUCUACGUAUUAUUACAUAUAUAUGUAUAAUGUAUAGAGUUACAUAUCUCCUCUUGCGUGAGACUAUCAUCAUCUUUUUCAUAAAUAUUAUGGUGAUCAUAAAGAAUAAGAGUACGUAGAAUUGGAUAUACAAGAAUAUAUUCGAUUAUGAGAGGACAUUUAUUUAUAUGGUUGUAAGUUGGUGUUUGGUUUUUUCAGAUAAUGAGAAGUUUUAUAUAUAUAUAUAUUGUUUAUAUGUAUGUGAUUUGGUGUCAAAGUCGUGUCAUUUUUUUGACAAAUUAAUUCGGGUAUUAAAAAUUGUCAUUUCAUGUUAGACAUAUUAUGGUGUAAAGGGUUGAAUCUUAAAUAGAUAAUGACUAUAGACCAUAAAGGAUAAGUAUAAAGAAAAAAAGGUGUAGGAAGAAUCAUGUGAGACUUCAAAGUUCAACCCAUGAUGCGAUGAUUGAAUACCAAAGGAAAAGGGUAUCUUCGUAAUUUCGUAGCGAUGAGUGGUGACAUCAAGCAUGUUACGAAUCUACCGGUACACAUCUUUGAAGAUUUGUGGUAUUCAAUGGAAGAGUCAUGGUAGGAAGAAAAUGACCUUUGAGACCCUAAUGGAUAAGUAUGAAGACAAAAAGAUGUAGGGGAGAAUCAUGUGAAAAAAUAAAUUAAUUAAAAAAAUAAGGUGAAUAGUAACUGAUAAUGCCAUGUAAAAGAUUAUCCAUCACUAAAAUUAGUCUUCUUUUU